CCAUCAUCACGUGAGAAUUGUUUUUGUUGACGAGGCACCAUUUAAUUCAUUGUUAUCGGAAAAAUUGGAAGAUCUGACUGAUAUUUGGGUAUUUCGAGUCCUUUCAAAAUGGCCAAAGCUGUGCCUGCCUACUGCCUUGGAGAGCACACAUUAUCCGUUCCCCGCACCCUCCAUGCCAUCAACCGUGAGAGGCUAUGUAAGAGACUCAAAGCUGAUCCUCAGCUACCAUCAGGUGCCAUUGUUCUCUUGCAGGGAGGCGAACAAGAGAUGAGAUAUUGCUCUGACCAUGAACCUCUAUUUAGACAGGAGUCUUACUUUCACUGGGCCUUUGGUGUAAAUGAAUCCUCAUUCUAUGGAGCCAUCGUUGUCGAUACUGGCAAGGCUAUUCUUUUUCCUCCGAAGCUCCCAGAAGUGUAUGCUGUAUGGAUGGGAAGAAUCCAACCUAAGGAAUUCUACAAAGACAAAUAUGCCGUAGAUGAAGUACAUUACUCACAAGAUAUUGCCACAGCCCUUGCCUCUUACAAGCCAUCUGUUCUACUUACAUUGAGAGGACUGAACACAGAUAGUGGAAAACACUGCAAAGAAGCAACAUUUGAUGGCAUUGAAAAGUUCAGGGUGAACAACUAUAUCCUUCAUCCUAAUAUUGCUGAAUGCCGGGUGUUCAAGACCCCAGAGGAACUGAAAGUCCUGCGCUAUGUCUGUCAGGUUUCAAGCCGUGCCCACAUUGAAGUCAUGAAGAACAUCAGACCGGGCAUGUAUGAAUACCAGCUAGAAAGCUUGUUUAGGAACUACUGCUACUCUCAAGGAGGCUGUCGCUUCAUGUCAUACUCCUGUAUUGCAGCCAGUGGAUGUAGUGCUGCCAUUCUUCACUAUGGUCACUCAGGAGCUCCCAAUGAUAGACAGAUUCAAGAUGGAGACAUAUGUUCAUUUGAUAUGGGAGGAGAGUACUACUGCUAUGCCUCAGACAUCACCUGUGCUUUUCCUGCUAAUGGCAAGUUUACUCCAGAUCAGAAGAUCAUCUAUGUUGCCGUCUUGAAAGCCAACAGAGCGGUUCUAAAUGCCUGUAAACCAGGUGUGUCAUGGCCUGAAAUGCAUCGUCUAGCGGAGCGGACAUUCUUAGCCGAGCUGGUAGACCAUGGUUUGCUUCAAGGUGACGUUGAUGAGAUGAUGGCAGUUCGUCUAGGAGCGGUCUUCAUGCCUCAUGGCUUGGGUCAUUUCAUGGGAAUCGACACACACGAUGUCCAUGGGUAUCCCGAGGGUGUGGAAAGAAGCACAGAGCCUGGACUAAGAUCCCUCCGUACAGCUCGUACUCUAGAAGAGGGUAUGGUACUCACUAUAGAACCGGGCAUAUAUUUCAUUGAAGUGCUGUUGGAUGAAGCGCUGAGCGACCCAGCAAGAUCUAGAUUCAUGGUGCCCGAAGUCUUGCAGAGAUUCAGAGGAUUUGGAGGGGUCCGUAUUGAGGAUGAUGUAGUGAUCACAGCUGAUGGUGCCGAGCUUCUUAAUGAUGUUCCCAGGACAGUGGAAGCUAUUGAAGAAGUCAUGGCUAAAGGAAGGCAGGCUUCGGCUGUAGCUUAAUCAGCCUUAGGGAGAAGAUCAUCGCACAACGACUGAAAUCAAAUCCAUGACUACAGAGGCUUGCAAUGGAAUGCAGUGGAGUCUGCGUUAAUUUAAUCAAAGUGUAUCAAGUUGAGUCAUUUUUCAAGACCAGAAUAUACAAAUCAUUGACCAAGCUGAACAGAUAUCUGGAGUCCCAGGAGAUUUGCCAGAGGCAGAUUCAUCUACAGUAGAUGAUAUAAAAGUAUGAAUAGUAUAUGCUAAUAAGUAUGAAUAAAUCACAGGACAUAUGUCAGCAGCAUUUGUUGUCAAUGUCGAUGGAUAUUACGACCGUCAGCUACAAUGUAUAACCCUAUAGAUUUGAUAUAUUUGUUGAAAAGGUAUGGUAAUAGCCAUACAUUCUUUGUUGGAUUACAAUUAUAAAUUACUUGUUCCAAGUAAGUGGCUUGAUGAUUAUGGUUUUAGUGACAUUUCUGUUACAAAUUUUUAUAAUUUGUGCUGUCUUUACUGAUCACACCAUGUCAGUACACCAUUCCAAGAUAGACAGAAAGGUGCAGAAUCACAUUUCUAUGUCAUUCCUGCAUGCCUAUGAAAUGCCCCUUUUCAUGUCUGUAAGAGCUAAAUUUAUUGUACAUGUAGUACAGGAAGUCCAUUAUGAUUUUUACCGGAAUCAUGAAAA
Messenger RNA from Lytechinus variegatus (green sea urchin), 2233 nucleotides. RefSeq names its product xaa-Pro dipeptidase-like (gene pepd). The record is from RefSeq and is a predicted model, not a curated record. NCBI's taxonomy places the organism in Eukaryota, Metazoa, Echinodermata, Echinoidea, Temnopleuroida, Toxopneustidae. Gene Ontology annotation, molecular function: metalloaminopeptidase activity; manganese ion binding. Bases 109 to 1575 code for a protein of 488 amino acids. The transcript has 15 exons.